Messenger RNA from Acaulospora morrowiae, 1281 nucleotides. NCBI's taxonomy places the organism in Eukaryota, Fungi, Glomeromycota, Glomeromycetes, Diversisporales, Acaulosporaceae. The record is from the annotation of a GenBank genome assembly.
AUGGCAUUGUCCCUUACAUCAUUGGAACCAAGAGAACUAACUGGAGGAGAAUCGAAUUUAUCGGGUGCGAAAAUUUUAUUUAAUUCGAAAUCGGCAAUAAUCUCCGGAAACUACUUACAACAAGAGAAAGCGGGAGCCCUUGUUGAGGAAUCAGUCUCAAGAUUUAAUUCUAAACCUGUGAUUGGUUCCAUCCUAUUGGUAAUAGAUGAUAUUAAUAGAUUUAAGGAUACCAAGUAUCUGUUUACGGAAUUUGUCGACAAAAAUGAAUGCAUUAAGAACGAAUUGCUUAGACAAAAAUUUCAACAAUAUCUGAUAAAAAGCAUUAAGGAACCUAACAAUGGUAGAACUAUUGAUGAACUUGCAGAUGUUUUGGGGGGCAGAAAUCUGGAAAUUACGGACGCACCAAAUAAAUCCAAUUCAAUACGUCGAAAACAAUCAGUAUUUGAUACCGCCGAUAGAUUAGAUGAGGUUCUGAAGAACACACUCAAUCAUCUUAGUAUAAAGCCCCUCGAGCCUGGACAGAAAAUUAAAUUUCGCGUAUAUUUUGGUCGCCAAACAUUCUUCGGAGUUAACCCGCAAGCGAUUCUCAGCGUGAACGAUUUCCGCAAAUUUUCAGAAUAUAUCAGCACCACAUUCGUUCAUAGUUUGCCAAAGACUCAUGAGAAUUUAGAAAAGAUUUGUGAAAGGUUUGAGUUAAAGCCGGAUGAUCCUAAUGAAGAGAAUGAAAGUAUUAGUAUCACUUUACUGGAGAAUGAUCAAAGAAAGAAGAUAAAGCUGUGUCGGAGUAAAGAAGACGGUUCAUGGGAAAUAGAGAAAGUUGUGAAAAACAUAAAACGUGUUGCCAUAAUUAGUGUUAUAUCUGGAUCCGAAAUACCUGACUUGCGGUUUAUGGUGAAGACAAAACGCGACAUAUACAUCAGUCCAAAAUUAAAGAAUAUUAUUAAAGACUUGCAAACCGAAAGGCCAGUCCCAGACGAGAAUGGCUUGCGGUUUAAAUUAUCUGAUUUCGAGGGAAAACUCGACGGUGUUAUUCACGUUAGGCAGAAGAUUAACAAGAAUUCUUAUAGCAACGACAAAUUUAAAAUCACCAAGGUCACGGAAAUCAGUGAAAUGAAAGGAAAAGAUCAAAUCAAGACCGAUUAUAAUGUCUCAUUAAAAAAUCUUCGCUGGCGAAAAGAUAAUCAAGAAGCGACCAAGGUGGGCUUCGACAACGAUGUGGAAUCGAUUCGUGAAACUAUUGAAUUUGCCAGGGAGAUUGCAAAGUCUGUUAUUAACACCUAG